CUGCCCGAGCUUCCUUUUCCACACCAGAAGCUUAAAGGACAAAGUGAGCAGUCGGUCACAAUAUUUUCGGAAGGAUCUCCUGUAGUUUUGUUUUUAGUUGCAUGAAGCUUCAGUAGUCAUUUUUUUUUAACAGAGAUCAUAUUUUAAAAUGUCUAAAGUUGGAAUCUCACAUCUGCUGGUAUUUUUUGCCUGUAUUUCGUCUUCAGCAAUCCAUUGUCAAAAACAACGAGGUUUUAUUGGACUUCUGGAUUCACACUCGAACACUGUCUAUGUCGACUCGGUUACAGAAGACAUAUUAAAGAGUGGCCUGACCACAGUUUUCCUUCCUCUCGUCUACAUUUUUGUGUUCGUUGUGGGUUUGCCAAGCAAUGCUAUGGCAAUUUGGGUCUUUGUGUUCAGAUCAAAGAAGAUCCACCCAGCAGCUAUUUACAUGGCCAACCUUGCAUUGGCUGACUUGCUUUUUGUCAUCUGGGUCCCAUUCAAGAUUGCAUACCACUUCAAUGGCAAUAACUGGAUUUUCGGAGAGGGUAUGUGUAAAGUUCUGGUGGGUUUCUUCUAUGGAAACAUGUACAGUUCGAUCCUGUUCAUUACUUGUUUGAGUGUGCAACGAUACUGGGUGGUGGCUCAUCCGCUCACACAGCAGAGGUCAGACAACAGACUGGCUAUUGCUGUAUCAGUAAUCAUAUGGGCUUUUGUAUGGAUCAGUACAACACCACUGUUCCUGUACCAGCAGACAGCCAAACUUUCUGAUCCUAACAUAACCACUUGCCACGAUGUGAACAUUAUUACGCUGGAAAACUUUAAAAGUGGGAAUACCUUUCAGGAUGUUCAGAAGCCGUACUAUUACUUCAUGGUGAUGGCUGGGUUGGCAUUCUUCAUACCAUGUGUGGUUAUCAUCACAGCAUACGCCCUUAUGAUGCGCAAAUUGGGACACUCCAAUAUGGAAGGAAGCAGCGCUAGCAAGAACCGUCACCGGGCCAUGGUUCUCAUCAUUACAGUUCUCAUUGCAUUCCUGGUCUGUUUUAUUCCUAGCAAUGUCAUGCUGGUGGUGCAUUAUGCUCUACUGAGGAAUGGAAUUACUAACAAUGGAUAUGGUUUCUACAUCACCUCCUUGUGCUUGGCCAGCCUCAACAGCUGCCUGGAUCCAUUCCUCUACUAUUUUGUGUCUGAAGAGUUCCGAUCACACGUGAAGAAUACACUCCUGUGUCGAAGCAGCCGGACUGUGGAGAGGAUGAGAGUCUCCUUCAGUUCCAUGAAGUAUUCUAAGAAGUCCAGCAUUUACACGUCUAGCACAGGCAAUACAGAUAGCAGUAUGAUCUAAGAGCUGCAGUGUACAUUUAAAAAGAGAAUGGAUGAUUACUUAGACUGACUGUGAAUUAUUAUUUUAUUUAGAGAUUCUUUAGACUAAUAUUUACACUUUCUCAGGCAGCAAAAAUCCACAAAGGUGGAUUAACCUUUGUAAGAAACGAGCCAUGAGUUUUUUGACUGAGUGUGUAUGAAAGAAAGGGUGUGUCUGUGUGUGUGAUUUUAUAAGCUGGAAAUGUUACUUGGAGCAAAAACAAGUAGAAUCACAGAAUUAAUCGGGUGCAGCCACUCAAAUUUGGGAAUUUAUUUGUAGGGGGUUUUUCCCAAUAUAAAGUGUGAAUGUCUUCUGCUUCUCACAGACUGAAUCAGUCAUUUGACUUUGCUAUGUUCUUUUCCACAAUAGUAGUUGUGUUUUUGUCCCCUGCUUCCAGCUUUAUUUAAAACUUCAGAUUUGAUGGUUGUUUUAAUGUCUCUGGUGAUUUUGUGUCACUGGUUCACAAAGAAUAACCCUUUGUGGAUAACCUGAAGCCAAUCCACAAUGUAAAAACUACUUUGAAAACAGACUUCAACAGUCAGAAUAUACCAAAUGUAUAUGCAAAAGGCGUAGAUUUAUGAAGAUGGAUGAAGACCUCACUGUAGUUCAGAAAAUCCGUCAUCUCUAUAUCCACUUCUUCCUUAAAACUAGACACAUUUAUUUUUGUACAUAUUUAUGUAUUUGUGAAUUUAAUAAAUGUUUUGUAUAUUCAAGACAA
Tachysurus vachellii is the source of this 2057-nucleotide messenger RNA. Its product is annotated as proteinase-activated receptor 2-like. NCBI's taxonomy places the organism in Eukaryota, Metazoa, Chordata, Actinopteri, Siluriformes, Bagridae. Gene Ontology annotation, cellular component: membrane. Gene Ontology annotation, molecular function: thrombin-activated receptor activity. Gene Ontology annotation, biological process: phospholipase C-activating G protein-coupled receptor signaling pathway; blood coagulation; thrombin-activated receptor signaling pathway. Bases 149 to 1321 code for a protein of 390 amino acids. The transcript has 2 exons. The record is from RefSeq and is a predicted model, not a curated record.